Nematostella vectensis (starlet sea anemone) is the source of this 7566-nucleotide messenger RNA. RefSeq lists its product as uncharacterized. The coding region runs from base 75 to 1067 and encodes 330 amino acids. The record is from RefSeq and is a predicted model, not a curated record. Lineage: Eukaryota; Metazoa; Cnidaria; Anthozoa; Actiniaria; Edwardsiidae. The transcript is spliced from 4 exons.
UUCAUUUCAGUACAAGUCCUAGAAAUAUUGAUUCUCACAAGAAAACACUAAUAACAAAAUAUCCAGACAUACUGAUGAGAAAGGUUAUCCUUGCAACAGAGAAAGGAUUCCUAAUUGUACAACUGUUGGAUGACUUCCAUAAUAUUUUGACUGUUAGACUACCAACAAAUCUGAAGCUAUCAUUAGCUACGCACAUGGCUAGUGGCCUACUGGACAUCCAUCCUUCAAUUCCUGCUGUUCCUAUCCCUACAAGAGAUACAAGACACAGCCGAGUGAUUGUGAAGAUAGGGAAUGAAAAUAAAAUUUGCAGAGGAGGAAUUGUUCAAGACUACAUAAAAGAGUUGUUUCAAAGACCAGUGUUAUCAAGAAUGUACUUGGAAACAAAUCACCAAUGCAUUUCACCAAAAUACAUCCAACAACAACUAAAGGAAUUGAGGGUCUAUUCUGGGUUGUUGCACGAUGAGCUCUGUACCCUUGAGUCUACUAAUUUAAUAGAUGAGUUUGAGCAAUCUUUGAAAAGUAUGGAGGACUAUAAAUCAGCCAUUGAUCACAUAUUCCUGUGCUGUCCACAACUGGAACAUUACUUGAAAAAAUUUGUAGUACCAGCACCCGGGGACUGGCCAACUUGGUUUUAUCAAAAGAAACUCAUUGCUCAAGAAGUCAAUGCAGAUGCCAGUUUCCUAUCAGUCAUCCCAGAGCAGGGCCCAUUUCAUGUUUUCCUGAAUCUACAAGAUGUUGUUGUAACAAUUUAUGACUUCUUAUUUAAAAAAGUUUACAAAGAGACAUUUGGAUCUGACUUACCCAACAAGCCAAAGCCUUUUCGCGUCAGCCUGGUAAUAACUGCUGUUUUUCUGGCAUGGGGCAAAUUACGUGAUAAAGUUCUCCUAAAAUUCAAGCUCUGCAAGUACAUAGAGUAUGCUUCCAUUCUGUUUCUUUUAGAUGAGGUGGUUCCCAUAUCAUUCUUCCACUAUCCUGUUACAUUCAGGUCUGGAGACAUGGAAUCAUAUAUAACAAUGAUGUUAAAGUUAUCUCUACUGUUUAUAAUCUGGAAAAAGGCAUCAUUAUGACAGAUCAACACUCUCGAUGCUUAGUGACUUUUCUUUUCACAAACAACAUUUUUCACAGUACCAUGAACUUAAAAAGAAAUGGAUGGCUCUAAUAACAGAAAAGUUGAAAUCUGGCAUAGUGUGCUACGCAGCUUCAUUUCAAAUUAUGACAGUGCUAGUCAAAUUAGGGACAAAGCCCUGUCAUUUGCUGCAUCAAAGACAGAACAGCUCUUUCAUAACUAUUUAACAACACCAUACAGUAGAGGUUAUUCUGAAAAAGACCUAAGUUUGGUGACUGGUACAGCUGCUGAUGCAUUACUGAAAAUCAUCAAGCAAGUUGGUCAAAAUCUGGUAAAAGCAAAGCAGGUUCCACAAGAAACAAAUGCAAGAGGGCAGCCUAAAGGAGACAUGAAAUUUUUUCUUCCUACCUUUGACACCACCAUUACUUCAAAAGCAAUGCCCCUUGGCUACUCAUUUGUAAAAGAAGACCCUUCCACAAUACCUGAUCCUAAAUUAAUCUGUGACUACAAAAACUGCACGCAAUUAUCAACAACCAAUGUCAAUCGCCUUAACUGUUUUCACACAUUUCACAAUUUUUGUUUAGAAGAAGCUGGAGACCAGUGUCCAAUCUGUUCCCCUCACCUUGCUGAAAAAAUUGCAGAAAUCUGUUCAGCAUUUAAUGAAAGCUUGUUAAAACCAACAGCAAAAUCUACUAGAACCCCACAAAGCAAUCAAGAACCUGGUAGUAAUGAUGAGAAUGACAGCAUUAAUGUCAAAAGAAAUUGUGACCCUGAAUACUAUGACUCUGCACAAUGGGAAUCCCACAUUGACAGCGAGUUAAAUUCAUUUGUUGUUGCACAACCACAACUGAGACACAAUGUUCCCAAUCACCAGGCUGCACCUUCACAGGCAAUUAACAUCCAAGUUACCACUCAUCCAGUUGGUUCAUCUACAUUUUGGUUCUUUCCUCCUUACAUAUCUCAGUCAACUCUACUUGGAAGAAAUGGAUCUAAUGCAUUUACUUUUAUCUCACUAAUUUUGGCCCAUUCAUAUAUCACUUCUGCAAACCGAACCAGUAUACAGCUCAGCCGUGGUCCUCCCAUAAACCCUCAUUGGCUUUCAAUGAUGUUAUCUGCAAUUGUUCGUGGCAACAGCAUAUAUGACACUGUGACAAAUGGUUGCGGGUCUCCAUUCUUUAGUGUUGUUAAGGCAAAACCACAUCUAGAUUCAGUAAUUGGGACUGUUUCUCUUGAAGACACCCUCGAUCUGUUAAUUACAUCAGGUAAUCCACAGGUUUUACAAAGUUCACUUGCAUUUUAUCUGCAAAGGCUUGAUCGCGAACAGAACUAAGCAGCAAUAGUCAUAGCUAAUGGAAUGACAAGAUCUCUCGUCGGACACGAUUCAAAGAUCUAUGUUCUAGAUAGCCAUCUACACUAUGCACACGGUCAUAACUUUGGAGCGAUGAUCGGAAUGAGUCCCAAGGCUGACUUGGAAGAAUUCCUCAGAAAUAUAAAGAAACUAAUCUCGCCCACAUUUGAUGUUUGCUCCCUGACAUUUGUCUCGUUUUCACGGCAGCAGUAGAACUUUUGAGUUUCGCGUGCCAGCAAAUCCCACAAACGCCGUCAAACUUGAGGAUUUUACCCUCGAUCCAGCAAAAAAUCUUCCUGGAACCUUAACACGAGUACAUUUUCUUGGUGUAUGUGUAACUUUUUGCUCCCGUUAAGUCCAUUUUGAGCCAAACGUUUGUGUUUAUUGUAACAGCUUUGGGAAACUCGUGUUUCGUCCGCCAUUUUGAAUGACUCUUGUCUCGCGCAUGCGCAGUCGUUCUGCCGCGGUUUCGUGACGUCGUAACUCUUACCAUCCAAGGAAACCCGAUAAGAGCGCCUGGGACUAGGCUGCUUAAAUCUCUCAUGUUGUAUUUGCCAUCGAUCCGAGCAUUUACUUUACUUUGCUAGUAUAUUUUACUCUAUCAAAUUUUAAGAUGCCCCCUAUUUCAUUUCUAGUACACAGUAAACAUCAAUGGAAAAGGUGGGAGGCCUGUGGUCUCAUUAAUUCAUUGAUCAUCCGCUGGAAUUAAAGAAGUCGUCGUGGGCGCGAGCUCCGUCUACGCCCCUGAGAUAUUUCCCAACGCAAUCCAACAUUAAACUCAAGUGCAGCCAAAAAAUGGAGCAGUGUCUUCACUUAUUGGAACCAGAAACUCUGACUUGGUACAGCUAUGUUGCGGGUUUUGCAUGGGUUGUAGUAUUUGUCGUGUUUAUCGGCCCCACUUCGGAUUUUUAUGAGAACGAAUCCCGCGCGGAUUUCAAGUGCAAGACAGAAUCAUUGAAAGAUAAUGCUUGGAUUACUAAACAAUGCUUUGGAAAUUACGAAAAGGACUACAUGAAAAUCAUCCCUAUAUUCGUGUUUGUACUGAUCAACUUUUUCGUUAUCCUCCUUGUGUUUGUGAUCUACUCGUGUUUUACAAAGAGGAGAGUCGAGAGGAUUAAAAACCACGAAACAAAUGAUGCCGAACGCCAGCCACUUCAGCCAACCCAGUCAGAGAACAAAACCAAAUUAGUUUGGUCCUACAUUGGUCAACUCACCGCCAGAAUUCUAUUGGGAAUAAUAUUUAUGGUGUCACAAACUGGGUAUUUUUACCCUAAUGGCUUUCCGUCGAACUUUGAAUGCAGAUCUAUCAAACGGCAAAGGAAUUCCGGCUUUACCUCGGUGUAAGAACCUCACAACUGACGUCACAAGCCACUAACAGUGUUUAUGCUGAUAACAUGUUAUAUCAAUACCUCAACUGCAUAAGUUAUCUCAGGAGAAACUGACUCGAUGGAACGCUAGAUCCGCAUAACUUUAAAUCGCUAGACCGUUGGAUCCAUCGGCCCGAUGGAUCGCUGGGUCGAUGCAUCACUGGGUCGAUGCUUCGCUGGGUCGAUGGAUCGCUAGGCCGAUGAAUAGCUGGGUCGAUGGAUCGCUGGAUCGAUGGAUCUCUGGGUCGAUGGAUCGCUGGGCCAAUGGAUCGCUAGGCCUAUGAAUAUCUGGGUCGAUGGAUCGCUGGGCCAAUGGAUCGCUAGGCCGAUGAAUAUCUGGGUCGAUAUCUCUGGGUCGAUGGAUCGCUCUGGGUCGAUGGAUCGCUGGGCCGAUGGAUCGAUCGGGUCGUCGAGGCCGCGUUUUUCGGUCUGCCUGUGUGGCCAAGAUGGCGGCAUCAGUCGACCCCGUACGUUGUGUAAAACUAAUCAAAUCAUUUAAUAUUGUAUCUUAAAAAGGCGAUACCCCGUCUAAAAAAAGGUUAUAGUAUCAAAUUCUAAUUGUUUUCAUGUAAAGUAUUGCGUGAAAAAAAACGAAAAAAAAAGUUAGAGAAAAGUAAUUUCUCACUUGUUGGUAUUCCUGUGUAUUUUGGACAGCGGUAGGAAAGACAACAUGGCGAUCGUAAACUAUUAUUAUUACUUAUCGAUUUUACUCCUUUAUGUUGCUGUUUUUAUGCGUUCUGCGGCCCACGUAAAUGAGGAAAGUGUAAAAUUUAUCAAGUUGGUAAUUGAGACUACUGACGACAUCGAUAGAUGUACAUUUUCGCCUAUUACUGCGUUCCCACGCGGCCCACGUGUUCAGACAGGGCCUUACAGCAACUGUAAAAGGAUUUACAGUCAUUUCUCUUCAACGGCAAGGCCAUCGCCACAAAAGGUUGAAGAGUAUAUGUCAGAUUUAAAGGCUGCACAACUGGGCACCAUCAAGAAGGCUGGCAGGAUGACUGUCUUUUACAAAGAAUUACCGUCUGUCCUCCAGCACAGAGAGCAUGAGCUGGGUAAUUUCAAUAUUGCUAUUAAUGAAUACAAGGAGCAGUUUUUAGCUAGUGAUGAUCUGCUGACAUCUCUGCAAAAGCAGUCCAUGCUGGAAAAUCACCCCCAGGCAAAUGAUAUUAAGGCAUAUUUUAGAGACCAAACUGUUGACCUAGAUGACUAGACAGUACCUUCUGAUGUUAAUAUUCUUUAUUAUUUAUAUAAACAACAGUGAAACUCCAGGUAAUCUCCCUUGUGAAAACUUGAUAUCUUCACACAUGAAAAUGGCAUAUCAUUUCACAUGUGAAAUAUCACAUUUGGCAUGUGCUUCAUGCUUGUUUUAAGGUUUCAUAAAAAUUACAAUUUGGUGUUAUCUCAUUGUUGUUUCCUUAAUAACUUAAUUGUGGUGCUCACUCUUCGGAUACAUUUUUAACUCCACACAGCAAUGUAAUCCUCCAUUUUAUUAUAUAAACACCAGAUGGUCUCUUGCACGUUAACUUGAUAUAUUUGCAUGUGAAGAAAACAAUAUGCUUUAAUGCUGUUUUUGAAUUUUAUGAAACAAAUUCAAUGAUAUAUAAUAAACAGAUUAUUGCAUUAGCGUGAGGAGAAAGUUCAUCACUUCACUAUGCUUACUCAUGAGAUCAAUUUUCAACAAUCAAGAUAAAAUAUUUCCAUGUAAUAUCCUCAAUCUAUUCAUGCCACAGAAAAUGUUGCUUCUUAGAUGGCAUAUUAUUUGUAUUUGGAAUAAUAUCAUCACAUGAUUUUUCAUAUUUAUUUAUUUUCAUCAAAAUGUGAAUUUUUACGGUUGAGGCUUUAUGGUUACUGUAUGCCAAAAUAUUUGCAAAUUCACUUUAUUAGUGAUCUGAUUUUAUUUAAAUAUCAAGUGUUCUAGUUUUAAGUAUUAGAACUAACCACUUCGUGUGCAGUUGGUGGAUCGUUUUUCGGUAGUGGAUUUUGAAAAAGUAUAUGUAGAUGGGCAAGUGAAUGAAACAGUGAUGACAGUGACUUGUUAACCAUGUACAUAAUACUUUCAAAACUUAUUUGCUUUUCUUGUUCAAAGAAAUGUUCAUAUUCUGCUAUAUUUCAAGUUAAUGUUUUUGUAAAUAGCUUUGAAACAAAACGUUAUUGUUAUGAAUAUCAAUGAAUUGUAUUAUAGUUCUUAUUAUUUACUAUAAGGAAAAAAGAAAUAAAUGAAAACUGUGAGAAACAUGUUCUUCAUAAUGCUGAACUCCUCGUAUUUAUAAACUUUCCUUUGUGGAUUCUGUAUUCUUCAUUAUAAAGGGACAGUUGCCACUUCCUGUGAACCAAAGUUGUUUCAAAAUGAAAGAUUGUGAAUAAGGGCGUACCCAGGGUAACCCAUAUAUAUUUUGGAGGUGUAGGAGAUCCACUUUCCUAUUCCUUUUCUAUUAUUACUUUAGCAUCCCUCCCAUGCAUUUAAUCAGGAACACUAUUGUUGGCCAAAAACGUGCUGUUCUGGAACACCCUUGCCUUGUUGAAUACAGCGGUCUGGGAACAAAUCCACGAAAGUUUUGAAUUCUUACUUCUUAUCUCACUCGGCAAAAUUUUGUGAGAUUUUAUUCAGCUAAUUGCCUGGAGUGUAUUGUACCGAACAACUUCCCACACAAAACAAUUAUGUCUACAAGCAAUACAAUCAUAGAAAGCACUAGUACUUUUAUAUCACCCCUUAAAAGGGUUUACUUAGAAUUGCUGAAAUUACUUUGAGAUUGUUUUUUACUACAAUCUGCUGUUUCUGAUGAAAUUUCUCGAAAUCGGUAGGGUUCCUGCGCAGCCGUAUUUUAAAUUGUCUGAAAUAAAAUAAAAUGUCCAGAAUAACUGAAAAUAGCAACAUUGUGACCUUAUUCACUAACUACGGCCAUUUACCCACAUAUAAGUGAUUUCUUCGUUUGUUACACGCCGAACACGAAGUCAGACUGAUGCCGCCAUCUUGGCCGUGAAGUCUCUUCGACUACUGGACCCUAGCCACACAGGCAGACCAAAAAACGCGGCCUCUUCGAUCGACCCGAUCAACCCAGAGAUCCAUCGACCCAGAGAUCUAUCGGCCCAGCGAUCCAUCGACAGCAAACAAUCGACCCAGAUAUUCAUCGGCCUAGCGAUUCAUUGGCCCAGCGAACCAUCGACCCAGAGAUCCAUCGACCCAGCAAACCAUCGGCCCAGCGAACCAUCGGCCCAGCAAACCAUCGACCCAGCUAUUCAUCGACCCAGCGAAGCAUCGGCCCAGCGAACCAUCGGCCUAGCGAUCCAUCGACCCAGCGAAGCAUCGACCCAGUGAUGCAUCGACCCAGCAAUCCAUCGGACCGAUGGAUCCAACGGUCUAGUGAUCCAACGGUCUAGCGAUUUAAAGAUAUGCGGAUCUAGCGUUCCAUCGAGUCAGUUUCUCCUGAGAUAACUUAUGCAGUUGAGGUAUUGAUAUAACAUGUUAUCAGCAUAAACACUGUUAGUGGCUUGUGACGUCAGUUGUGAGGUUCUUACACCGAGGAUCAGCCGGAAUUCCACUGCUGUCGUUUUCGCCAACAUAACGUAUGAUUGUUAUAACCAGGCGGCGAGUAAGAAAAAACAUUGGGUAAUGGGGUUAUUGGUGGUGAAUGGAGUUUUUGCUUUCGUUGCCUUCGUAGAAUUUCUGUGGGUGUUAUACACGGUUAAAAGAAGGAGAGCUUGUUUCAAUGAUUUGCAAUUUUAUCAAAAUUUCUUAGGAGGGUCCAAUAAGCAACAACUUAAAUUAUCGAAUAUCAUCAGCAAAA